GCACUCCCGGACGCUGUUUUGGAGGAGAGACUUCUCUUACGGUAAUCGGCUCCCUUGCGGAAUGCCUACGUACUCCAUGUAAACCCGUGCCUCACUUCCCUUCAUUGAGAUACGCGGGACUUCGCUCCGUCCCCAGCCCGGAACCACUAGUGGGAGCACUUCGUAUCUUGAUUGACCUCUUUGGCGAUUACUUCCGCCCAGGGGCCUGGAAUACUCGAGGCCCUUGGACGGCGAACUGCGGGAAAGGCACUUCCGGUGUCUGUUGCCUAGGCGCGGGCCCGGUGGGCCGUAGGGGCGACGUGGUUGCCGUCGUCCUGCUCCCCCGUCCCGGGGGUCGAGAUGUCGCGACUCAGCUCUCCAGAGAUGGAGGGCUGCCGUAAACUCCUUGGCCUGCUGGACAACGACGAGAUCAUGGCCCUGUGCGACACCGUCACCAACCGCCUGGUGCAGCCUGAGAACCGCCAAGAUGCUGUUCAUGCAAUAUUAGUAUACAGUCAAAGUGCAGAAGAACUUCUGAGGCGUAGAAAAGUCCACCGAGACAUCAUAUUUAAGUACUUGGCAACACAGGGGAUUAUUAUACCUCCAGCUACUGAAAAACACAAUCUUAUUCAGCAUGCAAAAGAUUACUGGCAAAAGCAGUCACAACUGAAAUUGAAGGAAAUACCAGAGCCAGUUACAAAGACAGAGAACAUGCAAUUCUUUCGACAGCAGGUGAAAGAAGAUAAAAAAGCUGAAAACGUUGAUUUUCGUUGCCUAGGAGAAGAAUUCUGUCAUUGGUUCUUUGGACUUCUUAAUUCUCAAAAUCCUUUUCUGGGACCACCUCAAGAUGAAUGGGGACCACAGCACUUCUGGCAUGAUGUAAAGCUUAGGUUUUAUUACAACACAUCAGAACAAAAUGUGAUGGACUACCAUGGAGCAGAAAUUGUGAGCCUUCGUUUGCUGUCACUAGUAAAAGAAGAAUUUCUUUUUCUCAGCCCCAACCUAGAUUCACGUGGACUGAAAUGUGCAUCUUCUCCUCAUGGGCUGGUUAUGGUUGGAGUUGCUGGGACUGUCCAUCGAGGGAACACUUGUUUGGGCAUUUUUGAACAAAUUUUUGGACUCAUCCGCUGCCCUUUUGUGGAGAAUACUUGGAAAAUCAAAUUUAUCAACUUGAGAAUUGUGGGAGAGAGUUCCCUUGUUCCUGGAACAUUACCAAAACCAGCUGUUACCUUUGAACAAAGUGAUCUAGAGGCCUUUUAUAAUGUAAUCACUUUAUGUGGUACCAACGACGUACGACAUAAUGUAAAGCAGGCAUUAGAUAGUGGAACUGGGGACCAAGCUUGAUGUACUGGAAAUGAGGCACUGCUGAACAAAAGAGAACGGGUAUAUCUGACCCUCUAUAGCAUGAAGUACUGUCAGCCUAAAAGAAAUCUUCUAUACAGAAACUCUUCCAAAUACUACAUCAGUAAUGUCAAAAUGAUUUCAGAUGUGAGAAUUGACAUAUUUUAGUUGAAAUACCUUUCUGGACUACAGACUUACAUGUUAUGUGAAUACAUACCUAUUUCUGCCCCAGUUGCAACAAAUGUUCUGAAAGCUUAAUGCAAAUAAAUCCCGCUUUAGAUGUUAUAGCUAACUGUGUGCCUUAGAAACCAGGUAAUAAUUUCCUUUUACUUAGUGAAUAUUCUGUUAAUAUCUGCACUUUUAAUGUGGGAAAGGAUUAAUAAUGUUCUAGGCUUCUCCUUUUUAAGUUUCUUACUGACUUUUGUCUAACUCUGGGUAACAAUUUUACAAAUGCAUCUCACCAUAGUAUGUUUUAAAAACUAUUAAAUAUUUUAGAGAUGUUUAA
This is a messenger RNA of Cebus imitator (Panamanian white-faced capuchin), 1825 nucleotides long. RefSeq names its product chromosome unknown C3orf38 homolog (gene CUNH3orf38). NCBI's taxonomy places the organism in Eukaryota, Metazoa, Chordata, Mammalia, Primates, Cebidae. The record is from RefSeq and is a predicted model, not a curated record. The transcript is spliced from 3 exons. The coding region runs from base 340 to 1323 and encodes 327 amino acids.